AUGCCCGAAAAGGACCCCGGUCACAAAGACCGCCCUCCGUAUCAAAUACGAUCAGACCAAGAAUUCGGCCCUGUCAAAUGGUACGCGAGUUGCGAUUGCGGUCAAGUCACAUAUAAGAUCAACCGAGCAAUACCACUCAACGCGAAGUACUGCCACUGUCGCGGCUGUCAAGUAACUCAUGGCGCGCCAUUCCAGUGGUGCGGCAUCUUCCACAAACGCGACAUCCUCUUCACCAAAGGCACCGAGGGCCUUUCAUUCUACUCGUCUCAGAACAAGUCCAGGGAUUACCAGUUGCCGACAAAGGUGGCAUGUACGCACUGUCGGAGUCCAAUUAUGGACGAGGGACGAAAUGUCUGUUUAAUAUUCCCUGAAUUGAUUGACUACAAGGCAUCAGGAGCAGAUCACCAUACAUGGAGAGAGACGUUCGAGCCAAAGCUGCAUAUAUUCUACGCUAGUCGUGCAAUUGAUAUCCCGGACGGGAAGCCCAAGUGGUCUGCACUGGACCAACAGAGCGACUUGCUUGAUGACUAUGGGAAACCGAAGGAUGAUAGCUCACGUACGCGAAUGUAA
Aspergillus versicolor CBS 583.65 is the source of this 570-nucleotide messenger RNA. RefSeq names its product GFA family protein. NCBI's taxonomy places the organism in Eukaryota, Fungi, Ascomycota, Eurotiomycetes, Eurotiales, Aspergillaceae. Bases 1 to 570 code for a protein of 189 amino acids. The transcript is spliced from 3 exons. Gene Ontology annotation, molecular function: carbon-sulfur lyase activity. The record is from RefSeq and is a predicted model, not a curated record.